Messenger RNA from Uncinocarpus reesii 1704, 1986 nucleotides. RefSeq lists its product as uncharacterized. The transcript has a single exon. NCBI's taxonomy places the organism in Eukaryota, Fungi, Ascomycota, Eurotiomycetes, Onygenales, Onygenaceae. The record is from RefSeq and is a predicted model, not a curated record. The coding region runs from base 1 to 1986 and encodes 661 amino acids.
AUGGCCGAACCUACAACGCCUGUCAAAAUGCCACAGCCGGCGGGAUGCCCGCUGGUUCCCAUCUCUCCAGAGCGUAUCAACCAGCAAAGAUUCAGCCUCUCGCCAACCAAGUCCCUAGACGCGAUGCACUCCCCUAGCAGAUCGGGCCGUGGAGCAUCUGAUGUUCAAGCCAAAGUCGCGUUUCUCAACCGACUGUCCAGCGCGACCACCCCCGAGCGACCCGCUUCUCACGUUUCAACGACCACCGCCGCACUACAGAGGGCGAUCUUGGGUCGUGAGGAAGCCGAAUCUGCCUUACAGAGCACCCUCGCGCAGCUUUCCCAAGCCAACGCGCGGGAACGCAGAGUUAGUGAGCGAUUGGAGGCGUUGGUCGAGGAGCUUCAUGCCCUCAAGGAGAGACAAGUACAUGAACGCACCGUUUUCGAGAAGGAGGUCAGAAAGGCGAGGAAAGAAGCAUUUCGUGCUGGAUCGGUGCUGGUCAAGGUGCAGGAGGAACUCAAAUAUUCAAGAGGACAGAUGAAAGCCCUGAAAGACGAAGUCAAGGCGGAGAAAGAGGCAAAAGAGAAGGCAAAGCAAGAGGCGUUUGAACGUGCCUAUGCGCUCGCAGGCUUAACUGAGGAAAUGGAGGCAUUGAAGGACAAACUUCGCUCUUCGGAAGCUGAAACCCAUCUUGGAGAAUUCGAACAACCGCAGACAGAGGACGCUCAGGCGGAGACUCCCGCCAACCGUUUAGCUGCACCGGAGCCUGCUGUCAUGUCUGUCUCACCAGAAUCGAGAGGACUGAAACGAGGACAACCAGACUCGGUAGAUCACCGGUCUCCCUGCCGCAAGAGAAGCCUGAAUAGCCGGGAUCGCCUCAGCGCCAAUCUCGGUUCUCCUGUCAAGUUCUCGCUUGACUCAUCGACCCAAACUGGCGAAGCAAUUCUUGAAGAAGCGGAUACCACCGAGAGUACGGGCCUCGUUGAGCGACUAAAUGACGACCUUCGAUGGGAAAAGCGGAUGCGGCAGAGGGCAGAAGACAUGAUACAUUUUCUAAAGAUGGAAUGUCAGUUCAGGCGCUGUUCAUGUAGGCUGGCUGACAACCGAGGAACCCGAUAUAUCCACGAUGCUUCAUGGGAACAGUUCUGCGAGACAGCGAAGCAAAGCACUAAUCGUCAAAACGAUGUUAUGGAACCUACAAGAAGCCCACCGCUACAAGACCAGAGGCAGCCGUCGCCAAACCCAACACCACCACUGGAUGCACACAAUGAGCCCGAAGAUGAUCCGGAUGAGCCCUUGGUUACUUUCUGCCCUGAUACUGGGACAUUUCAAGUCAUACCCUCUCCCAACAAAGCUACUCUUGACGACCAUCAUGUCACUGAAAACGAUGCAAGCCAGUCUACCCUUAGAUGCACCUCCCCUACACUAGGACGGUCGCGAAAUCACCCUAAUGCGAUGCGACAAGAGGAUCACUUCACUCAGCUUCCCGAAAACGCUUCACAAAUGUUCGAGAGGGAGUCGCCCCUGAACUUUGAGCGAAAUCAAUCAUCGUCUCACUUUGCCCAGUCCGCAACCGUUCCCCAAAAUCACACCAGCGCGCACAACUUGAGCCACGAGACUUGUCGCGUAACCCAGCCAUCCCACUCUGCGGAAAUUCACACCGUGACAAAAACUACCACCGUUCCCCUCCACCUAGAAUCCCAAAACCCUCGCCACGAGCCAGCCUUUUGUCCUAUCCCAGCCACUCCAAUAAACCGCGAAGAAGCGCUCGCGCAAAUCCGGGCCCGGCGCGGCCGCACCCAAUGCGCCCUGAAACGAUCUGCCAGCGCAAAUGAUGCCAAUACGAAAUCGGGUGCCGUUACGCCGGUCAACGGAACUAGAAGGAUUCCAGCAAUGGCGAAUUCUGAGCGAAAUCCCGGGAGUAACUCGAUGGGGUUGGGUGCGGGCAUAAGAGUGAGAAGGGAUAUCAGCGCGCCAAUUGACAGCGCUAGGAGGAGUUUUCGGUGA